Molecule: messenger RNA, 582 nt
Organism: Penicillium paradoxum
Lineage: Eukaryota; Fungi; Ascomycota; Eurotiomycetes; Eurotiales; Aspergillaceae
Exons: 2
Coding region: 1-582 (193 amino acids)
Biological process (GO): microtubule-based movement
Cellular component (GO): cytoplasmic dynein complex; cytoplasm
Molecular function (GO): dynein intermediate chain binding
Source: RefSeq, a predicted model, not a curated record
AUGGCGACCUCAACACAGCGCACCCAACAAGUCCCCCAACACGUCACCGCCCUCCUCUCCCACCUCACCUCCCGCCCCGGCGUGCAAAGCACCCUAAUCCUCUCCCGCAAAGACGGCUCCAUCAUCCAAAGCACCGGACAACUAGCCCAAAAGCCCGAAGAGACCGCCACCCCUCGCACCCAAAUCCCCCCUACCGACUCCACCCCCCAAUCAGACCCAUCCCCUACCUCACCCGCCAGCCCCCAGCCCUACCAACCCUCCCAAGCCGAGACCCUAGCGGCGCACAUUUUCGCAUACGUCUCGAGCGCCGAGGCGUUGGGGGUCUCUCUAUCACGGCCUAAACCGACCGUGCAACGGCCCAGCGACGGGCACGGGGAUGCGCAUUACGACUACGGACACGAGACUAGCACGCGCGAGGCAGAUGGCGAUGACGUCGAUCGGGAAGAGGAUGGGGAGGUGAAGUUGUUGAGGAUGCGGACGAAGAAACAUGAGAUUGUUGUCGUGCCGGAUCGGAAAUAUCUGUUGUGCGUUGUGCAUGAUGCUUCUCCUGGAGGGUCUGGAGCUGCGGCGCGGGCGAGGUAA